Messenger RNA from Hansenula ciferrii, 1710 nucleotides. RefSeq names its product MFS transporter. The coding region runs from base 1 to 1710 and encodes 569 amino acids. Lineage: Eukaryota; Fungi; Ascomycota; Saccharomycetes; Phaffomycetales; Wickerhamomycetaceae. Gene Ontology annotation, molecular function: fluconazole transmembrane transporter activity. Gene Ontology annotation, biological process: xenobiotic detoxification by transmembrane export across the plasma membrane. The record is from RefSeq and is a predicted model, not a curated record. The transcript has a single exon.
AUGUCUAGCACAGGGAUGAUCAAAUUUAUAUUGAGAGCAGGUUUCCUUGGGAAAUUAAUCAAUAAAGCCUCAUCAGGAAAAUUUUUGAUUCAUAAGGAAGAUGAAAAAGACUAUGUCAUACCAGAGAAAUAUCUCCUGAAUCAAGAUGAAUAUGAAUCAAAUGACAAGGAAGAAGAAUUCAUAGGUACAGGUUCACCAAAUAGUACAUCAACUACAACUUAUGACUUAGAUUCAAAAUACAUUAUUGUUACUUGGGAUGGUGAAGAUGAUCCAGAGAAUCCAAAUAAUUGGCCAUUACCUAUCCGUAUCUAUGUCAGUUUUAUCACUGGUGUCAUGUCAACAUUCACAUAUAUCGCUUCAGCAAAUUAUACUCCAGGUAUGAAACAAUUACAAGAAGAAUUUAAAAUUGAUCAAACUAAGGCAACAUUACCAUUAUCUUUAUUUGUUAUUGGGUAUGGUAUUGGUCCAAUGAUUUUCAGUCCAUUAUCUGAACAUAAAUCAAUUGGAAGAGUUAAAAUAUUCAUUGUUACAUUAUUCAUCUUUGCCAUCUUACAAAUUCCAACAGCUUUAGCUAAGAAUAUUACUUCAUUAACUAUUUUAAGAUUCAUUUCUGGAAUUUUCUCUUCUCCUUCUUUAGCCAUGGGUGGUGGUGUCUUUGUUGAUAUGUAUUCGUUACCUUAUAUGCCUGUGGGAAUUGCACUUUGGGGUAUUGGUGCUUAUUUGGGAGUUAGUUUAGGUCCAGUUGUUGGUGCUGCGUUACAAGUUGGUACUAAUGAUUGGAGAUGGAGUUUUUGGUUUUUGUUGAUUGUUUCCGCAGCAUUAUUCGUUAUAUAUUUGACUUUUAUUCCUGAAACAUAUCAUCCAAUGAUUUUAAAUGAAAAAGCUGAAAGAUUGCGCCGUUUAACUGGGAAUCCAAACAUAGUUGUACAACAAGAUAUAGAUUCAAAGAAUCAAACUGUGAGUGAAUCUAUCAGAGAAAUUUUGUGGAGACCUAUUGAAAUUGGUAUAUUUGAGCCUGUGAUUUUAUUAAUCAAUAUUUAUAUUUCUAUAUUAUAUGCAAUUAUGUAUCUUUGGUUUGAGGCAUUUCCUUAUUAUUAUGGUGAAAUCAGAGGAUUUGGUACAAUGACAACAGGUUUGACUUAUCUCUCUAUAGUGACUGGUACUUUAAUUGGUGUUGGUAUUUAUAUCUUUGUCACUUUCAGACAAUACACUAAUCCAAUGUUAAGAGAUGAACCUAUUUAUCCAGAAGUAUUUAUACCAAUAUCUAUAUUCGGUAGUAUAUUAUUACCUGUGGGGAUCUUUAUAUUUGGAUGGUCUGCCACUUCAACAAAUCAUUGGUUUGGCUCUUUAAUUGGUGGUGCUUUAUAUGGAGCAUCAGGCCUAAUAAUGUUUCAAACGUUAUUAAAUUACAUUGGUAUGUCUUUUUUCAGAUUUGUUGCUUCUGCAUUUGCAAGUAAUGCAUUUAUGAGAUCAGUUGUUGGUGGAUGUUUCCCAUUAUUUGGUAGAGCUUUCUUUAAAAAUCUUUCAACAAAGAAAUUCCCUGUUGCAUGGGGUUCAACAAUCUUAGGAGUUUUAACUCUCUUAUUAAUUUCCGUUCCUGUUUUGUUUUAUAUUAAUGGACCAAAAUUAAGAGCAACAUCAAAAUAUUCAGGGACUGGUGAGAAAAUUGUCGAUGAAGAACUUGAAUCUAAUAGCGAAAGAAAUUUAUAG